Messenger RNA from Aspergillus tubingensis, 708 nucleotides. Its product is annotated as mitochondrial 37S ribosomal protein uS11m. Gene Ontology annotation, cellular component: mitochondrial small ribosomal subunit; ribosome. Lineage: Eukaryota; Fungi; Ascomycota; Eurotiomycetes; Eurotiales; Aspergillaceae. Gene Ontology annotation, biological process: translation; ribosomal small subunit assembly; maturation of SSU-rRNA from tricistronic rRNA transcript (SSU-rRNA, 5.8S rRNA, LSU-rRNA). The transcript has a single exon. Bases 1 to 708 code for a protein of 235 amino acids. Gene Ontology annotation, molecular function: structural constituent of ribosome; mRNA 5'-UTR binding; small ribosomal subunit rRNA binding. The record is from RefSeq and is a predicted model, not a curated record.
AUGAACUCGACAUUCGUUACUGCCCUGUCGAGGGCUCUGCCUACCGUUGGCCGCUCGUGUCAGAUCCGUGCCCCUGCUUUCCGUCUUACGAGACCCUUCUCAUCGACUCCCGCAAUUCUCGAAAGCGCAAAGGAGAAGACCCGUCAAAUCGAGAGAGAGAUUCUGAACACCCCUGCGGAGAAGCAACCCGCCCAAGAGAAUGCGUCAUUCUCUGCGAUCACCAAGAUGAUGCAGGGCGAGAAGGUUCGCUCAAACCAGGGUGUGAGUCGUGACUACUCCCGGAUGGCCGAGAGCCUGGAAGCAGAGUUGAUCAACCAGCCGUAUGCCGAUCGGUCUCCUCCUUACCACCUUCAUGUCUACUGCCACAAGCACAACACCAUUAUGACAUUGACACGGCCGAAUGGAGACCCAAUGUUGGCUAAGAGCUGCGGUCACCUUGGAUUCCGCAAGUCUAAGCGUUCGGGUUACGAAGCCGCCCACCAGCUGGCGUCGCACGUCUUUGGCCAGAUACAAGAAAGGGGCUUUUUGUUGGAAAUCAAGCGCUUGGAAAUUAUCUUCCGUGAUUUCGGACAAGGCCGUGAAGCUGUCACCAAGGUUUUGCUCGGUAACGAAGGAAGGAACAUCCGCGGCUUGGUUUGUCGGGUGACGGACUCCACCAGACUCAAGUUUGGUGGUUCGAGAAGCCCCAGGGUUCGCCGUCUUGGUUAA